AUGUCUUCUAAUACAGUAACAUCCGUUGGUGACAUAACCGAAGCUCUUCCACCUCAAGUAUUUGUUGGAAUCAAUAGAACCUAUGCCGCCAUGUGGUACUGCUUUGUAUGCUUGUUUUCGAUCAUGCUCCACACGAUUUUUAUAACGUUUCUCGGCUCCCUCGUCUUCAGUGUACACUUCACAGUGGCCUGGAUAAACUUUGCAAUAGCCAUCCAUCGUUUGCUCUACUUGAUAUUCCCUUUGAGGGCUGGAAUAUACAUAAGCGUUUUCACUGCCAAGGUGAUCACCAUACUUAUUGGUAUAAUAUUUGUUGGUAUUGUGAUACUGCUCAACACGAAACUGAUUGGUGUCCGUUGGAUUGCCUCUUUAAUGAACUACGUAGCUAUGAAAAGUCGCAGUGUGCUACUUUUCGACGUGAGUGGUAAACAUCGUUGUCAACGCUAUCAUGCUUUUCACGAUAUGGAAAAGAAAGAUGUUUUCGUCUUCACGAAAUCAAGAGCUCAAAGUUACGAUACAGGCCUCGAAGGGUGCGAAAUCACUCUGCAAGCCCAUGUUCGUGACUCACAACCUUCUAAGGAGCUCAAGCGGAUUGAACUGCCUUGUCGUGCCAAGCUUCACCGAGCAUCGACCACGCUGGAUAAGUUGUUACGGCUAUAUUUCAUUCGUGGAUUCGAAUGA
Haemonchus placei is the source of this 678-nucleotide messenger RNA. NCBI's taxonomy places the organism in Eukaryota, Metazoa, Nematoda, Chromadorea, Rhabditida, Trichostrongylidae. The record is from the annotation of a GenBank genome assembly.